Molecule: messenger RNA, 1026 nt
Organism: Theileria orientalis strain Shintoku
Lineage: Eukaryota; Apicomplexa; Aconoidasida; Piroplasmida; Theileriidae
Exons: 1
Coding region: 1-1026 (341 amino acids)
Source: RefSeq, a predicted model, not a curated record
AUGAGUACUACUACCGAAGUUACCUAUCGCCCGAGUAAAAUUAUUAUAACGGUUACACCUACAACCGUUUUAUUUUACCCCUUCACCGUACUAAGCCAUAAACUCAAUGUUCUAACAUUUCAGAGAUCGUUAUGCGACCCAUAUUCCACAAGUGAUGGAAGUUUAAGGGAAUUGAGCGGUAAAACUGUGGGUACUCUCUCGUUCGGAGUUGGCCUGUAUUAUGGCAAAAAAAUGGCAGUUUCGAUUUACAAAAAGCACGGGAUUCUUGGAUUUUUUAGGUGUCUCCCAGAAUACAUAGCUUAUCAGUUAACUAAGGACGUAAUGAAGUAUGUAGUCCCUAACUUUGUUCUUCCCCUGUUUGGUGACCUCAGACUGAGGUUCAACUACAACCUUCCUGGGUACAACGUUAUGGACGUGGCUAAUGAUUUUAGGUCGCGGUAUAUGGGUUUCCUAGACAAUGACGAAUCGCUGUUUGCCUACUUUGUUAAUUUCUACAAAAAUAUGAUACAAUCUGAGUAUGAUAAAAUCAUGGUUUCUGGGAUUGUAGAGCUUCUCACGUAUCCUCUUCUUAGCGUUAUUUCAAAACUGAUUAUAUAUGAUGGUUUCAUGCCCGUUUCAUUCGUAUCAAUGCUCCAACACACAGUGGUAGCGGAUGGGUUUUUCGCGCUGUACAACGGCUUUUUCUACCACAUUCUGUCAAAAUCGAUCAACUAUAUUCAUAAAAAUUUUGGUAAAUUUGUCUAUAGUUGCUCCGAAAGGGGCUUUGAGGUCGAUAGGGCGUUCGAGCAGACGGUGAAUAUUAUUUUCACGUUUGCCACUAGUGUUAUAAACCAGUUUUCGCUGAUUCUGAGGUGUGGCUCUAAUCUGGACGGGCUGUGUAUGAACGUUGGCACACUUGCUAUUCUAAAGAGUGUUCCGUGGACAGGGAUUUUAUUCCAGUUGUCACUGUUGGUAGCACUAGUGGAAUUCAAGGAGCGCUUCAUAGCCAGGCAAAUAAAAGCGAUCAGGGGCAAGUUGGACAGUUAA